AGGCGAUCUUGCCGUUGCUGCCGUUGGAUGGAAGGCAAGAUCAGCUCUUGCUUCUCUUAUUUUUGUCAUUCGAUUCCGAACGCCCGAUCCGUCAGGACGUGCUUUCCAAUUAGUCAUCGGAGUGUUUGGCGUUUUUUUUGUUCCUUUUCGAACGCGCAUCACACAGUUUUCCCGAGAGUUUAUACCUUACAUUUGAGUUUUAGUCUGUGCAGAGUUUGUGAUGUAUUAAACAUGUUUGAGAAUAAGAUGUUUGUUUCCGGUCAGGUGAACAGUGCACAGUUUGACAUUCCCAAAGCAAUCGAUAUCAGUGUUCCGAUCGUGAAUUUUAGCCACAUGUCACUGCUAACUCCGACCACACCAGGAACGCUUAAAGAUCCUGUUUAUUUCGGGGAAAUGUGUCCCGAGGCAAAGAUGUACUGCGGAGAAAAACCAAAGUGUUCGUUUUCACCGGCUUCCUCAAGUCAUUCAUCGUACGAUUAUAACAAUGCUGAGUUCAGUAAUGAGUUUCCUGAAAUAGUAUGUGGAUCGGAAAAUGUGCGUUAUUCCACAGGCUACGAACAGCAGGUGACCGGUAUGCAGCAGAAAAACGAUGGUCUAUACUUCAAAUUUGAUCCGGAAUACAUCGAAAAGCUGCAAUCAUCGGUAUGUCUCUCUCCAGCGACUACAAUUGCAACGCCACUGACAUCCAACAAUGUAACCAGCUCAGAAUAUUUCAAUUUCAACGAUAUCAAUUGUCAGUCAAAGAACCAGAGUCCCUGUUCGUCACCUUCGUUGGAUCCUUGGAUAACUUCAUCGCUUUCGAUGACUUUCACAAAUCCACAAACACAACAAGAUCCGUCGGGUUCUCCGAAACACAAUAAUAUCGAUUCUCAAUCCACACUCCAACAGUUACCGUCGAUCAAAUCCGCCUUCGGAAACUCCAUUCAGUUUGAUGACAGCUCCAAGAACUUCGAAUUGCAUAAUUCACAAGCAAGUUACAUGAUCGAUUAUUUCGAUACGAGCUUCCUGGAUCAAUUCAGUCAAAAUGUUGACAUCAGCAACAACUCGAACAAAAGUGCCAAUAGUGACGAUGCCUAUCAGCAUCCGGAGGAGAAUUAUAAUAAUUCGGAGCUUGCUGUUAAACCGAACCGAGAGUUCAAGGAUAUCUGGAAACAACAGCAUCAGCAAUCACAGCCUGAACCGGAAAGGCAGCCCGAUGUGAAGCAGGAAGUUCUCGAAGAGGAUGACGAGGAAGAGGAAUCAGCUGAGUCCGAUCAACCGCUGGAGUGCCUCUGGAUGGACUGUAAUCUGAAAUUUCCCGAUCAGGCUAAUUUGGUGGGGCACAUCGAGAAGAAACAUGUCGAGGUGAAAAAAGGUGAAGAGUUUGCCUGCUACUGGCUGGACUGUCCGCGCAGGUACCGACCGUUCAAUGCUCGGUACAAACUGCUGAUCCACAUGCGGGUCCAUUCCGGAGAGAAACCUAACAAGUGUCCGUUCUCCGGUUGCGAAAAAGCAUUCUCUCGGUUGGAAAACCUUAAGAUUCACCAACGCUCACACACCGGGGAACGACCGUACAACUGUCAGUAUUUUGGUUGUACCAAGGCUUUCAGUAACAGCUCGGAUCGUGCCAAGCACCAGCGAACCCAUUACGAUACGAAACCGUACGCUUGUCAACUUCCCGGAUGUACCAAGCGCUACACGGAUCCGUCCAGUCUUCGGAAACAUGUGAAGAACCACGCUUGUCGUUCUGAGGGACAAAUCCGUCGUAAAUCUCACAAAGAGCAUACCGUUAACUCGUCAGUGUCCAGCAGCACGAUAAACUCACUUCGAAGACACUCGGAAUCUUCCGUCAGCGCCCACUAUGAUCCACCGCAGACACCCUCCACGGACACGGCUGACAAUGUGUUCGAAUUCGACGACGUGUUCGAGGACACCUCUGGAUUAAUGCAAUCCGGAAAUGAAAUGUGCACAUCGGGGAACAAAAUGAACACAACCGAAAUCUCUAGUUGUUACGUUCAAAUGUUGCCACCGGACGGAGUACCGAGCCAAAACGGGCAGUUGUCAAUUGUUGCCUGUCAAGAUGAAUACAUUUCAUACGAAUGUGUGAAAAACUUCCUGGCCGAUGGAGAGUAUUUGGAGGCGUAUCCAAUGGAAGAAGAAGGUCUGGUGAGUUCGGGAAUGGAGAACUCUACCAAAAUGAUCCCUUCUUUCCAGUAUGAUUUUUUUCAAUAGUGUCAUUCGAACGACUGAUGAAAGCAAUUUAACCUUAAGCCAAAGAUUUAGUUUCUAGGAGAAAAAUACACUAGACCAUUGUAAGAUAUACUUAGUGUCAAAGAGAAUCCCGUACUUAAAUGAGGAGCUUUAAAAGAUGUUUUGUGUUUUUUCCCAAAACUUUAAGUUUUCCGAUUUGCUUUAUUUAGUUGUAAGUCAAAAACCAAUCGAAACCUGAAUCAAUCCAAAGGACAUUGCCAAAUCGAUGUAGUCGCUUCCAGUAGUUUCAUAUCUACAUUUAUAGGUUUUAUUCAACUUAGGUAAGGAUUUCUACGUAUACCAAAAUUACACUGUUAUGAAAUUGUUAGAAAUUUUAUUCGAUGAUCGAACAUCGAACAUCUAAUGCAAGCAAAAGACAUGUUCUUAAUUUGUAUAGAGAUUACGUUCAGAAAAGCAUUUGUGAUCAUGUUGGUGUUUCGUUUCGGACUAGGGUUGUCUUCCUGUGGUUCUUUCUAAAGUUGCUGUAUAUUUGCAGGAAAAAACCACAGAAAUGCGGGACCGAGAAUAUUAUGAUACUCUGUAUAUAUUUUUGCAGACCUUAGAAACUUCCCAAAGAUUGUUGGAUCUCUUUUAUGUAUAGACAUGUAAGCGGAACGAACG
Molecule: messenger RNA, 2850 nt
Organism: Malaya genurostris
Lineage: Eukaryota; Metazoa; Arthropoda; Insecta; Diptera; Culicidae
Product: zinc finger protein GLI2
Exons: 3
Coding region: 28-2211 (727 amino acids)
Biological process (GO): regulation of transcription by RNA polymerase II
Cellular component (GO): nucleus
Molecular function (GO): DNA-binding transcription factor activity, RNA polymerase II-specific; RNA polymerase II cis-regulatory region sequence-specific DNA binding
Source: RefSeq, a predicted model, not a curated record